UCAAGCCUUAACCAACACCAUAGAAUUCACACUGGUGAGAAACCUUACAAAUGUAAAUGUGGCAAAGCUUUUAAUAAUUCUUCAGCUCUUACUCAGCACCAAAGAACUCAUACUGGAGAGAGACCAUACAAGUGUGAAGAAUGUGGCAAGGCCUUUAACAAUUGCUCGGCCCGUACAAGACACCAAAGGAUCCAUACUGGAGAAAGACCCUAUAGGUGUGCACACUGUGGCAAGACCUUUAAUUUUCCCACAUCACUUUCUCAACACCAGAGAAUUCAUACUGGAGAGAAACCCUAUAAAUGUGAAGAGUGUGGCAAAGCAUUUAAUUGUUCUUCACAUCUUAAACAACACCGUAUUAUUCAUACUGGAAAGAAACCCUACAAAUGUAAAGAAUGUGGCAAAGCUUUUAACUGUUCUUCAAGCCUUAACCAACACCAUAGAAUUCACACUGGUGAGAAACGCUACAUAUGUGAGGAAUGUGGUAAAGCCUUUAACAAUUGUUCAGCUCUUACUCAACACCAAAGAAUUCAUAGUGGAGAGAAACCAUACAAGUGUCAAGAAUGUGGUAAGGCCUUUUAUAAUUGCUCAGCCCUUUCUCGACACCAAAAAAUUCAUACGGGAGAAAAACCCUAUAAAUGUGCAGAUUGUGGCAAGGCUUUUAUUUUUCGCUCAUCACUUUCUCAGCACCAGAGAAUUCAUACUGGAGAGAAACCCUACAAAUGCAAGGAAUGUGGCAAAGCCUUUAACUGUUCUUCACACCUUAACCAACAUGGAAGAAUUCACAGUGGAGAGAAACCUUAUAAAUGUGAAGAGUGUGGCCAGAUGUUCAUCUGUUCUUCAUACCUACAUAAGCAUCAGAAGAUUCAUAGUAUUGAGAAACUGUAUGAAUGCAAAGAAUGUGGUAAAACCUUCAGCUGUUCUUCAUACCUUAAGUAUCAUCUGAGAUUUCAUACUGGCGGGAAAUCCUACACAUGCAAAGAAUGCAACAAAACCUUUAGGUCAUCUUCAUACCUUAGGAAUCAUCAGCGAUUUCACACUGGAGAGAAACCCUACACAUGCAAAGAAUGUGGCAAAGCAUUUGUUAGUUCUUCAAGCCUUCUUGUACACCAAAGGAUUCACACUGGAGAGAAACCGUACAAAUGCAAAGAAUGUGGCAAGGCCUUUAGGUGUUCUUCAUAUUUUAAGUAUCAUCAAAGACUUCAUACUGGAGAGAAACCAUAUAUAUGCAAGGAAUGUGGAAAGGCCUUUGCUAAAUCUUCAUGUCUUAUUCUACACCAAAGAAUUCAUACUGGUGAAAGGCCCUACAAAUGUGCAGAAUGUGGCCAGGCAUUUAUCUGUUCUUCAUACCUGAGGAAGCACCAGAGAAUCCAUUCUGUUGAGAAACCCUAUACAUGUGAAGUAUGUGGCAAAGCUUUUAGCAUUUACUCAGCCUUCAUUCAACACCAGAGAAUUCAUACUGGAGAAAAACCUUAUAAAUGCAAAGAAUGUGGAAAAACAUUUAAUUAUCGUUCAGCCCUAAUUAAACAUCAAAGAAUUCAUACUGGAGAGAAACCUUACACUUGCAGAGACUGCAGUAAAGCCUUUAAUAAUAGCUCAAGCCUUCUUCGACAUCAACGAAUUCAUAAUAGAAUUGAAACCCUAGAAAUUCAAGGAAUAUGGCAAGGCCUUUAAUAAAAGUUAACUCUUAGCUCCAAAAACUGAGAAACAGUGGAAUGGAAAAAAGGUGACUAAUUAAUAAAUGUUCUAUACAUAUACAAUAUUAAAAACUCAUGCAUGAAAGAAACCCUACAAGUUCAAAUAGUGUUGCAAGUCUCUUAAGUCUUCUUCACGUCUUUCUUGACAGCAGAGAAUUUGUAUUUGGAAACCCUACAAAUAUACAUAAUGUAUCAAGGUUUUUAAUGAAUGUGCACUCUUCAUCAAUGAAUUUAGGCUUCAUAGAAAUCUUAUCUGUUUCUUGGCUUGGGGAAGAAUGCUGUCCAGUAUUGGAGGACAUUGUCUUAUGAGUAUAGCAUUUUAAUGAGUAUGAGAAUUACUGUAGAUGACAAAUCUUAUGAAUAUAUAGAAUAAUGUAAAAAUGAAACAAAUAUUGCUUAUAAAGUAGGGGCAUUUGACAUGGUAGAAAUAAAUCAUCAUAGACAUCAGAAUAGUGUGCACAAUUUAUCUCAGUAAGGAUAUGAAUUUGUUAAUGAAGCUGUACUUACUAUGUAUCCUUGUUUGAAAAUGGAAGUUAGCAUAACUCUCAGAUUGUGUCAAAAGAAUAAAACUAGUUCCUGUUUGAUUUUAGUCUAGUUUUUUUUUUCCUCAGAGAACAUACAGUAGAUAUAAAAUAGAGAUUGUGUGUGAAGCUUACUUUAAAUAAACAAAUUUGAGCAGUUCA
Psammomys obesus (fat sand rat) is the source of this 2377-nucleotide messenger RNA. Its product is annotated as zinc finger protein 420-like. The annotation marks the transcript as partial. Gene Ontology annotation, molecular function: DNA-binding transcription repressor activity, RNA polymerase II-specific. Lineage: Eukaryota; Metazoa; Chordata; Mammalia; Rodentia; Muridae. The transcript has a single exon. The record is from RefSeq and is a predicted model, not a curated record. Gene Ontology annotation, biological process: negative regulation of transcription by RNA polymerase II.